AUGCCUCAUGACACCGCCCCCCAACCGCUCCAACGAGACAUAGACGAGCUCGACCUCUCCGAUGAUGACGCCGUUUUCAAAGCCUUGGAAGAAGAGGACGACACCACCUACCGUGCCCACCGAAUCGAACAACUCAAUACCGAGUUCGCCACAUCGCAAAAAUCUAACAACCAAAGAACCACCCUCAUCGAAGACUCUCUUUACCCGUCCUUAAACAGCGAUCAAUCCCUCCUAGAUUUCACUACCCAGGCACAGCGAUGCGUAAUCCACUUUGCACAUCCGGACUUUGCGCGCUGUGCGACCAUGGAUGAACACAUCCGGGCGCUCGCGGCCCGGCAUCAAGACGCGCGAUUCGCAAGAGUCGACGUGCGUGAAACGCCGUUUGUCGUGGAAAAGUUGAAGAUAAGGGUUCUUCCCUGUGUGAUUGGGUUUACGGACGGGGUGGCAGUGGAAAGGGUGCUCGGGUUUGAAGGGCUGGGGUCGGGGGGCAGUGAUGGGUUGGAAGGGUUUAGUACGGCGACCCUAGAGAAAAGGCUGUUGGCGAAAGGGAUAUUGUCACACACAAGGUUCAAUGCUGGAGACGAUGAAGGAUCAGAGGCGGACAGUGGUGGCGAGGAAGACGAUUCUGGAAAACAGGGGCGGAGUAUCCGAACUGGAAAUACGCGAGCCAUCAAGGAUGACGAUGACGACGACUGGGACUGA
Messenger RNA from Aspergillus puulaauensis, 702 nucleotides. RefSeq names its product thioredoxin domain-containing protein. NCBI's taxonomy places the organism in Eukaryota, Fungi, Ascomycota, Eurotiomycetes, Eurotiales, Aspergillaceae. The record is from RefSeq and is a predicted model, not a curated record. The transcript has a single exon. Gene Ontology annotation, cellular component: cytoplasm. The coding region runs from base 1 to 702 and encodes 233 amino acids.